Messenger RNA from Scomber scombrus (Atlantic mackerel), 10446 nucleotides. RefSeq lists its product as uncharacterized. Gene Ontology annotation, biological process: regulation of transcription by RNA polymerase II. The record is from RefSeq and is a predicted model, not a curated record. The transcript has 2 exons. Gene Ontology annotation, cellular component: nucleus. Bases 4267 to 8964 code for a protein of 1565 amino acids. NCBI's taxonomy places the organism in Eukaryota, Metazoa, Chordata, Actinopteri, Scombriformes, Scombridae. Gene Ontology annotation, molecular function: DNA-binding transcription factor activity, RNA polymerase II-specific; RNA polymerase II cis-regulatory region sequence-specific DNA binding.
CUCCCACCGGGGCUGGGUAACAUUGAUAUCAUCGGACACAGGGGUGUGGUGGUGGAGCAGGCUCAAAUUAUCCGGGCAAACAGCAUUAUUUUGGACUCAACGUGCAACCAAACGGGGGGAAACUACCGUGAGCCCAACAACUACUGUCCGUGAGCCCCGCUGCUGCUACCCGGAAAUAUUACAAGGGCCGGAAAGGACCAAUGUUAAGGGAGCACACGUCACUCACUUUUACCCAAAAAUAUUAUCACCCGACCAUCCAAAUUUUCUCGGCCGUCGAGUUUUUUUUGAAGGAAAGCUCCCUGCCACACAAACGGUGCAAACCCAAUAGCAAGAGGGCGGCGCUGUUGUCCGUCUGUGUUGAUUUGUGGGGGGAACCGAGUCCGCUUUUACCCAGCUCAGCAUCAGUGAAAAUGGCUCUGACUAUCGACUGGAAAACAGCACGCAGAAAUGGACGCGGACGAUAGCUAGCUAGGCGGUAAGAAGAAGAAGAAGAAGAAGGCGUGACAGGCCUCAUCCAUCUGCAACUGGAUGCGUAGGAUUUUGCGGGGUUUACAUUAAAAAAUGAGAGGCGGUCAAAUAUGCGAUAAAUUGUCUUCCUCAUCUGCUAGGGGAUCUUACUCCCCUGUGUGCUCAUCGGAUCGAUCAGAGGAAACGGUAAGAAAACAAGAGGUGAGCAAUAACGAGAUUCAAAGUGAGUGACUCUAGUGUAGACACAUUACCUUGAGCCUUUUGCACAAGUACAAUACUGAGAAAUGUUAAAGUGAAUUAUAACUUCUGCUUUCUAAGAAUUGUGCAGUGUUUUUUUUCCCACACUGGGCAAAGAUGUUUAUUUUUUGCAAUGUAUUCUGGUUUCCUGUUCCUCUUUUCAUCAAAUAGAGAAAUUAUUUCAAUUUCAAUUGUUUUCACCUGUUUCUUUGUUGGUUGUUGAUUACAUUUAAUUCCAUUAAUUUGGCAUAAUGCAGUGUAAGUACCCCAAAAUCCAAUUCAAUAUCUAACCAGAUGCCAUAGAUAUAAACAAAACUGGAUGAAGUAUUACUAAUAUUUAAUAUGAACAAUAUAGAUAUUUUCCACUAUGUAGACUGAUUUUCAGGGUAAGAAUAACAACCGUGACUGUUUUAAUGUACCUAAUAGCUGCAUGCCAUUGCACCAAUUUAUAAUAAUCAAAUAAAAACAGUGAUAAAAAAGUUAAUGGUGCAAUUUGGGUCUAUUCUUGGUUUGGAAAAUGUGCUCAACAAAGUUUUAAAAGCGCAUUGGAUGAAAAUAAUUAUCAUUUUUUUGCAGGACAGUCCGACCUGCAUUUGAAAACAUUGUGUAAUGAUCUUUGAUGUACAUGUCAACAAAAAUGAAUAGUGAACAUGCUGAAAAAGAAAACCUGGAUAAGGGACUGACUGCCCCAAUGAUUUCUACCAAUUUAUGCAUCAGAUUUAUUCAGAAAGACACCAUGAAAGUGUCUUAUAGCAAGGUAUGCAGAAAUAUGACUUUAAAAGGCUCCUCAAGAAAGAAUAAUAUCAUCAACUCAGACAAAUUCUCACUUACAUUGUCUGAUAUUUAAUAAAUAUUUAUCAUCAGUCUGGGUCUUUGUAGUUUCUUUCAUCAUGAUGAUGGAUUGCAUCCAAAAUGUUGGAAUAACUGAAGAACAGGUUACAGGAAGCUCUGUUCUCUAGUACACACCCUGGGGGCUCCUACUAUGAGGAGUGGAAGUAACAAAACCAACUGACAAAAAUGGAGGUAAUGAAAAUGCAUGUGAAUUGAAAAAUGGAAUGAUAAAUUAUCAAGUGAUUUGAUUUAAACAGUCAUGAUAUAAUGAAAACAGUCAUGUUUAAUAAUUUUUCUUGUUUUAAUUUGAUCAUUCGCAAUCAGAAUUGCUAUUUAUAAUUUAAGGAAAGUGGCCUCAAAGGUAGGAGUAACAAUGGAUUGUCUGUUGAUUUGAUAAACUUGAUUGACAGCAAAGUUAUUUGUAUUUAUAUUUGAAUAAAAGUGGAAAUAAGUGUAAUAAUCCUGAUUUUGUUUUAAUUAUACUUCUAAUUUUAGGAUAUUAAAGUGUUAAAAUAAGUUUUUCUUCUAUAAACUACUUUGCAAAGGAGGGUUCUUGAAACCCAGUCUCCCAUACUAUGGAAACAAAUAAUUAAAAAAAUAUUGCAUAUGCAAACAAUAAAAGGUGGUAUUUUGAAUGAUAAACACAACCCAGUUGAUUUUCAGAGCAACACAGGUACAAAUAAAAUCUCAAUCACGUCUAUCAUAUCAAUUGACAAUUUAUAACCCUGUUUUUUAAUUCACACACAUUUUCAUCACUUCCAUUUCUUCCAGCUAUUUUUUGUUACUUGAGGCCACUUUCCGUAAUUGAUAAAUGGCAAAUUUGUAUUAUGAAUGAUAAAUGUAAGACAGGAAACAUGGCUCUCUUUCAGUUAAAUCGGCUUCGUAUUAAUCAAAUCACUUGAUUGUUUUUUUUCAUUUAACAUCCAACAUCCAUUUUUAGCCCUUUAUUUUUCAAUUCACAUGCAUUUUCAUCACCUCCAUUUUUUAAUCUGUAUUUUUUGUUACUUCCACCCAUCAUAUAACACUGUACAAUUGUAAGACCCUAAAAACAGUGAUAAGCAUGUCUUCAAAGAAUAACAGCCACACUGGAAUAGGACCUGUCCUACCUGGUUGAAACAUAGAUAUCCGUAUAAGGACUCUUUAAUCAAUUUUAAUGACUGCGAGCAAGGUGGAAGAUGCAGUGUUUAGUCUUUACUUAUGUCAAGUUAGAUUUUCUGUUAACACAAAAUGUAGACUGGAAAAACUGCUAACUUCCUUGUGUUAGUAAUUGAAAGUAAUAUUUUUCAGAAUAGCAGGAAAACCACCAGUGUUAGUUCAAGUAAAAUUCAAAUAUGCAGUUAAAUACACAAAACCUGCAUUUUACCAAAAGGCAUCAGCUGUUUGAUGUGUUUUUUUGUUCAGCACUGUCACAUCUCUCUGUAUUCUGUGGUUCUGCUAGAGAUAGCUGCAUGUACUGUAUUUAUGCUGUAAAUCUAAAAUGAGAGGAUAAAAUACAGUGUGACAUAUAUUACAUGAUUGCUGCAGCAAAAAAGGUUAAGAGGUGGUGGGCCAGUGUAUAAUACAGUAAUAAAUUGGGUCUAAAGUAGGUCUGUUAAAUAAGCAACCUCUGCCUCAUUAAACCGGUAACUUACACCUUUGUAGCAGAGGCCUGCUAUGAACAUCUGGAUGCAAAGACUUGAAAAAUGUAGAAAAUAACUUUUGUACUUGAUUUAAAUCCAUAUUAACCUUCAUGGUAAAUAUGAAUUUAGUGAAAAUAAGCAUUCAUUCACCGAUUCUGGUUGUGCUGCAAUCCAGCAGAACCACCUCAUGGUAAGUUGUUAUAAAAUAUUAAAAUGUACCACAUUAUUAUUAUUAUUAUUAUUAUUAUUAUUAACCUGAUGAGGUGGCUAAAAAAUAGAAAUGUCUUGAACAGGGUAUCUUGUAUUGUUUAUGAAACAAUACAAGGUACCCCUUGUAAAACUCACACAAACCUAGUGACAUAAUGCUUAACUAAGCAUCAUGUCAUCGGUGGCUGACUCUAGUGAACAUAAGUUUGUUUGAAAUUAAUCAGAAUAACAUGUUAAUGAUUGUUCCACCGUAAGUGGACCAUGGAGAUAAACUCCUAUCUUGUAAUGUAACAGUAUGGACUUCAUGUAUAUACAGAUUUGCCUGAAUGGAUGUGACACCUUCUUAUAGGGUCAGAUGUUGCUUUUUAGGAAAGGACAGUAAGUGAAAUUUGUUCAAAAGUAUUUUCCUGUGCCCCUCUAUGACCUUUCUGUCCUUUUGACCUUUGUUUUUUCAGCUAUAGGAACUUCUUGGCUGAAUGCAGAUGAGGAAUCUUGCUUAGAUGAAGGAAAAUGUCAAUGCAGUAACUCUCAAAGGAAACAAGAAGAUUGUCAUUUGAACUGCUUCUCAAAAAUUAUUAAGCAUUUUUGAAAUUAGUUGGAACUCAUCUGUUAAAAAGACAUCUUUACCCUUUGAUCUUAAAGUCAUCUCCUCAGCUACCCCACUGCUUUUGGAAGUAAAGUGUGGGCAGUGGAUGAUCAAGAGGGAGUAACAACAGCUGAACUGUACAGUCCGGAGAGACAAACUUUAGAGUCAAGCUGACAGUCAAGUAAUUCUGGAAGAAAUAGUAGCAUAACAUCACCCUUAGGGUAAAGUUUGUCUUUCACCAGUCAGUGGUGGGAUCAUUGUUGCCGCUCCUAGCAUUGGAGGUUUGGCUCUGCACCCCCAUGUGCCAGUGAGUGGGAAAUGUUCCAGUUUGGAAAAUACAAUUUGGACAUUAUAGAGAUGUUAAGUGGGCACCAGGCCCACCAGUUCAAAGGCCUUGGUUUAGAUCGACAACUACAGCAUCAACAGCAAGUGCAACUUCACCAGCAUCAACUCCAGCAGCAGCAGCAGCAGCAGGCUGAAUCUUCUGGAGCUCUUCUGUCUGGACUUGGCUUGGGCCCCCUGCAGGGGUCUAGAGGUAACGCCUUUUCUGAUUCUGCCUCCAUUUUUGCCAAGAUGAGUGCCCCUCCUCCCCCACCUUUACAACAACAGCCUUCCUCAUCUCAGAGCUCUCGUUCAAAGUCAAGCAAGAUGAGCAGCAGCAGCUCAAGCCAUUCUUCAGGCUACCCACAGUUCCUGCGCUCUUUCCACCCGUCUGAGGCAGCACUAGCACAGGAGCAGUUACAUCCAGGUGUAGGCCGCUUUGAGCACUUUGCCGGGGGAAGUAGCAGUAGUGGGAGUGCUGGGGGAUUAGGAGGAUUAGUAACAUCAGCACCUCCACCCCCUCCUCCUCUGCAUCCCGGCCUCUCUGUCCCCCAAGCAUCACCUGGCCCCCCCUCUUCCUCUCCCUCCCCUUCAACCUCUGUGGCCACCUCUAACAACCCUUCUAGCAGCAGUGCAGUCAGCUCAUUGGGACACCAGUUGGUUGGGGCCCAGUCUGAUGCACGGAGCCUUCACCAACAAUUUAGUUGCAUGUUAGCUGCUAAUCAGUAUUUCCUUUCUGGGGUGCCUGCUAACGCUAGUUUAGAGCAAUUUCUUGUUCAACAGGGAACCCAUAACCACUUAGGGAUUGGUUUAAGUCAGACAGGUGGGGAGCCUAGUACUAGUCUUGCUCCGCCUCCUGCUUUGCAUUCUUCUCACUCACAUGGCCACUCCACUCCCCAGUCACAGCAGGGCCCACAGCAGCCUCCCCAGCAGCAACAGCUUCCACCUCACACCCUGUCUCAUCCUCACCCUCAUUCUCAUCCUCACCACCCGCUCCACCCAGGCUCCCAGCAUUCAUCGCUGGGCGGCUUUGACUUACAGGGCAUCCCUGUACUCUCAUCAAAUCAGAUAGCUUCUCUGAUGCAGCAGGAAGCAGGUUUACCCCUCCCCUUGCCACUUCAUUUAUCCUUGUCAAAGGAUGAUGGCAAAGGGGAAAGCAGCGGAGGUGGAAGUAGUACUGGCAGUAGCAGUAGCAGUAGGAGAAAGAAAGCUAUGGCUGGCUAUUUGCCACAGAGAAAAUCUGAUAGCGCUAGUAAUGGUGGCGGCAGCAGUCAUGGCCACAACAGCCACGGUAAUCCUAGUGCUAGUAGUAAUAGUGGAGGGCUUAGCCACGGUCAGCCCCCAGCUUUAAUUGGGAGUGGGGUUGGUAUGUCAAAUAUGGGUGGAGAUCCAUCAUCCCUCCUUGCCUCAUCAUCUUCAUCCUCAUCAGUAGUUUCUUCCUCCUCCUCUGCUCCCUCUUCCACUGCUGCCUCAGUACUGGUUACUAAUGAUUCUCACCUUUCUAAAUCUGAUAACCAGAGCUCAAUGCAACCCAACCCCACAGAGUCUGAUACAGAGCACAUUUAUAGCUGUGGAGAGUGUGCCAAAAGCUUCCCUCACCUUUCAAGCCUUCGCAGGCAUAUGCGCAUGCAUGAGCCAACUGCAGCUGGUACUAGCAAAGCUGCCGCUACUGGCCCAAAUCCUGUACACAUUAAAAAUCAGCCUGACCCAAGCCUUCCCCAUUCGACCCAAGAAACUCCCCAACCCUCAACCAAUUCUUGUCCUAGCCCAGACAAAAUAUUUCAUUGUCCUGAGUGUGGCAAAGGCUUUAAGAAAAAAGGGCACCUCCUGCAACAUGGUGUAUUACACUCUUCAGCCCGCCCAUAUGGCUGCUCCACCUGCUCUCGGGCUUUUAAUCGUAGAGAGUCACUGACACGCCAUGAGAAGAUACAUGAGGAAAAGCCAUUCAGAUGUCCUGCCUGUGGUCGUGCCUUCCGUGAGAGCACCUCUCUACUCAACCAUGCUGCCUCAGGCACCUGCGGCAAGCCAGGUAGGGGACCCAAACAACGGGGCAGCAAGACAGGAAAUGAUGGUGAGGACAGAGUCGGGGGAGGGGGUGGAGGAGGUAAUGGAGGAGGGGGAACUUAUCAAAGCAAUAGAGGGGUAAUUUAUGGGAAAACUGAGGAAGAAGAUGGUGUAAUCAUUGUGGGGGAAGGAGAACCAAAAUCAGGUUUAGGAUGUGAUGGUCUGUUUCAGUCUGGAAGGGAAGGGAAUUCAAAUGACAGGGACAGAACAGAUGGUAAAUACCCCACUGACUACUCUCGGAAUCGUUACACAGGCUACCAUGAUGAUCACCGUUCUCAAGGUAACCCAUCUCCAUGCUACUCUGGUGCCUCCCCCUGUGGAAGUGGGAUGGCGGGCCCAGCUCUGAGAAAGGCACCCUUGGCCCCAACACUGCAUCCACACUCACAGAGCCACAACCAGCACCACCAUCCGCAGCAACAGCCCCACCUGCCCCUAUCUUCUCUACUGGAUGACUCAGAGGAUGAUGUCACUAGCUCUGUCAAUAAUGCAAUCUCUGCUAUAACAGCAGCUAGCAACAGUGGAAAUAGAGGGGAUGAUAGGGGAGACAUCAUAGGAGGUCUACUAGGUGGUCUUGGUUUAGGUCCUCUGGGCUCACCUUCAUCAACAUCUGGCUUGGAUAAGAAUUUCAGAGGUGGUGGAAAUCAGGAGGCAAUGAGCAGCAACCAACAGAAUCCUGCUGCCAAGCCAAAACGUCCCCGCAAACCUAGAGCAAAGAAAGAUCCAGCAGCUGGAGGACAGCCCCCCAAACGUAGGCAGUACACACCGAGAAUGGGGCCCAGCGGUCUUCCACGCACUCACCUCUGCAGUGUCUGUGGUAAGGGAUUUGCACGUCGCGAGACCCUACGCAGGCAUGACCGUAUCCAUACUGGAGAAAAGCCUCAUCCCUGCACUGUUUGUGGGAAAUAUUUCAGAGAGGCUUUUCACCUCAGCAAGCAUCAAACAGUUCACUCUGGGGCAAAGAAUUACAAAUGCAGCAUCUGUGGGAAGGAGUUUGGUUACUCCCAGAGCCUCAGGAGGCACAGUAAACUCCACCAGAAAGGGGAGCUGGAAGAGGUGCCCACAACACCAGCUGCAGAGAACCUCAACAGCUUUAACCCAAACCCUCAAUGUAGCGUGGCCCAAGACAGGAGCCAGAACCAAGCACCAAGCACCUCCUCCUAUUACUCCUACCCUCAAGAUGUCAAGCCUCAAGACACCAACCCUCAGCCACAACCCCCACCCCAGCCACAUCCCCAAGCCCCACCUCCACCUCGACUUUACACCUGUGCUAUAUGUUGGAAGUCGUUCCGCCAUCACUUCCAUCUGACUGCCCAUCACCAGACGGUACAUGAAGGUGGGGGUGAAAAGCUCUUCUGCUGUGAGGUAUGUGGGAAGGCAUUUGCUUACUCCAAUAGCCUUACCCGACAUAGGAUAUCACAGCAUGGGAUAACCCGUGCUGAGCCGUCUAACCCUCAAGAAGGCAGCAGUGGGCCUGGAGACAACAGAGGUGGAAAUGAUGUUAAUCAGUCCACGUCAGAGAGCGAGGCUGCCACCAAUGCCCUGCUACAGAUGGCUCCUUCCUCAGAAGGCCAUGGAGGGCAGAGUCUCAGCGUUGUCACUCAUAGCCAACAGCAGCCACCCCCACAACCACCACCAGCUGGUUAUUCUCCUCUCUUUUAUGAUGCUGCAGCAGCCCAAACUUCAGCAGCUAAUGCCCCAUCUUACUCUCAGCCUCUGCCUCCAAACUCUACAAUCAUUCCCCCACAGCACCCGCACUCCCCAGCCGGGGUGAAAGGAGAGCACAUAUAUCCAGCCGGAUCCCGUAGCCGCACGCUUCACACCACAGCCCCGUUCCAGCCCCUUACGGAACUGCCGUCCACUGAACAUCAUCAUCUGCAUCAUCAUCAUCAUCUCUCCCACCAUCAUCCUCAUCAUCAGUCAGGUACCCAGCCCCACCAACACCUUGACUGCAACAUCCAGUUAUCACACGAUGACAUGAGACGACACAAGAAGAAAAAAAAAAAGUCCGAGAGGAGAGAUCGGAGGGAAAAUAAAUGGGAAUCCCAAGAUUUAGUCAGAUUUGAUGGAAUCAAAAGGAAGAGAAAGAUAAAUUGUACAAUAAGAGGGCAGUUGAAUAAAAAACAAGGCUCUCUUCGCUUGACAAUUAGGCGGGGAGGAGGAUCAGGUGGUGGUGGGUAUAAGCUUGUCAACACUGGGGGUAUGAAAGUCCCGAUCCUGCCAUCUCUAAAAGUCCCUGUGAAACGUUUUGGCUGUCCUAUAUGCCCCAAUUCUGUGUUUUCCCGCAAAGCGGGACUGUUAGUCCACAUGGCAGUAAAACACCCACAAAAAGCCUUGACCACCCCGGAGCGACUGAGGUGCAGUGUAUGUGGGAAGCAGUCUCACAGGCCUUUGGCAGCCUUCAUCCAUCGGGCCUCCCAUCGUGCCAGAGGGACUUUCUCCUGCCAACGCUGCUCUGCUCGCUUCUGGAAUGCUACACUUCUCCACAGGCACAAGGUGUCCUGCCGCCGCAGGGCUAAAGGACUGCAGCGAGGAGAUGCUAACAGGCUGAAGCUUUCAAAGAGACCAGGAGAGAAAGAGACCAGAGAGGGUCAGGAGGAGAUGCCAUUCCUACAGGGACCAUGCAGAUACUGAGCAUCCUGGUAUCUCAAUAGAGUGGCAUACAAGAGGGAUAUUUCUGUUUUAAAAUGGGAUGGUGAGAAAAAAGGGACUUGAAAAGGCAUCUGUUGCCUUUAGGAGAAUUUGCCUGGUGUCUAUGUUGACAUCUACUCUGCUGACUAUUAGAAUGAGUGUGUUAACAACUACUGUAGAGCAUCCUAUAAAAUAUCACCAGAAAUUCUUUCAGAUUAUACUGGAAGGUGUUUCAAAGACGUGACUGUUUCAAUAGGAUCACUAACCCCUUAAGUGCAUUGACACUAUGCUUGGCUGACACUGUGCAGUUACUAGACAAGUUUAGGUGAAAUGACCUGCUAAUGUAUCUCUCCUCCUCAUAUCCUAACUAGAAUCCCUGCUACACCUCUUGCUGUAUGAUAAACGUCUCUGCUGUGUAUUUUGUCUUGUUGUUGUUCACUUAGAGGCUCUGAGGAUUUUUUUAAAUGUAAAGUGCAUUUAUUAGGAGUAGGGACAUGGGGACAAAGACAUUUGUUGAUAGUUUGUCAGUGCAUGUUUGUUCUCUGGUCAAGUUUUUUGCUGAGGUGAUAUCACUCCUACAGUAUGUGAUGGUUUAUUCAGUAUAUCCCCAGAAGUUUGUAGUGUAAACUUGAUUUGAAAGUUGCUCUAUAUUCCCUAGUGAUUUAAUCACAUAUAGAUAAAACGUCAAAGUUGCUGGUAAUUAGUACAAGGAUCCCUCUCCUGCCAAAAUGAAGAAACUUACAAAAAGCCUUGCUUGUUAUGUUCACUUUACUUCAUUUAUUUGAGAUAUUCCUAGCUUUUAUACCAAGAGAUUGAAAACAGAUUAAACAAGUGGACUGUAACACAUGUUUAUCUCAUGUUAUUUGUAUGCUCUUUUUAGCAGUGAUUAUUUCUACAGUACUUCACAGUGUGUUAAAGUCAAGGACCUAUCAUAAUAGAGGCAAAUGUAAUAUUCCAUGUAUUUAUGUGUGUAACCCAAUCAGUCUUCAUGCCAAUCUUAUAUUUAACUCCUUCUACCUUUUUUCUUUUUGCUGAGUUGCAAUCAUAUUCUUACUGUCAAGCCUUCUUCUGAAGAAAAAUAAGUUUUAAUUACAUCAUGUCACUUUAUUCACAUGAAAUGUUCAUACCCCUGUCAAGCCUUUUGUUUUCUUCUGAAGAAAAAAAUGAUAGUUUUAGUAGAUUUCUAUCACAUUAUUUACUGAAAAGUCAGUAGUUGAUUAUAUUUCAGCAAUGAAUAAACCUUAAGUGUAAUCAUUUGUUUUCCCUUUCAUUUCUCAUUCAAAGUUACAAACUGCAAUAUCCAGAAGAUGGUACAAACUGCUAGUUAUUAAACAUAAGUAAGCUGUAACUGUUACCAAAGUCAGUAUUAAGGUUAUACAAUUAUAUUUAGCUUCAUGUUCUAUGUGAAUUUGAUAUCACUGUGUGGAUUAAAUGGAUUUUAAGGAUGUAGUCGAUAUGCCAAUAAAUUUCAUUAAAAUUCUUAGG